ACAACAGGUAGUCCGUCUUUCAAUUCAGUAUUAAAUUCGCUUUUCACAAUCAAAAAAGACCGGUUCAUCGUUCGAAGUUCUAAUUCAUUCGUGCUAAGUGCCAUUUGAUCAAAUUUUCAUCAAAAUUGUUCGGAUUCUGCCACUAAAAGUGUAUCAAGAACAAAAUGGGAGUGCCACGAUUGAGCGCCGGAGAUCCUGGAUCUUACUCUAAUCCACAUGAAGCCAUCGUUCAACACAUGGACGUUCAUUACGACGUAGAUUUCAGUAGAAGUGUACUAUCUUCGGUUGUCACUUUAACCGUGUAUUUGAAAUCGAACGAUACCAAAGAACUGAUACUCGAUACUAGAGAUCUUCAUGUGAAGAAAAUCUACAGCGAAGAGAACAAAAACGAGCUCGAGUAUACGUUGGAUAAACCUGUUCAUACAUUUGGGAGCAAGUUAACCAUUAAUAUACCUCAUACAACUGCCAAAAGGGUACUGAUUACGAUAGAAUAUGAAACUGAUCCGAAGUCGACCGCUUUACAAUGGUUGAAACCGACUCAGACAGCUGGUAAAAGUCAUCCGUACCUUUUCAGUCAGUGUCAACCGGAUCAUUGUCGAUCAAUUAUACCUUGCCAAGAUACACCUUCGGUGAAAGGAACUUACAGAGCUACCGUUACAGUUCCUGAAGAAUUCGUCGCCUUAAUGAGUGCUGUGAAAGAAAAAGAACCCUCGACACUGCCAAAUGGUAAAAAGAAGUUCUUCUUUAACCAAACCGUUUCCAUACCAGCUUACUUGGUGGCCAUCGCAGUAGGAAAUCUAGAAAGCAAACAGUUAGGUCCUCGUUCUUCGGUUUGGUGUGAACCGGAGAUUCUAGAAAGAGCUGCGUACGAAUUCGCCGAAACAGAGAUAAUGUUGAAAACGGCCGAAGAUAUUUGUGGUCCUUACGUAUGGAAAAUCUACGAUUUGCUAGUUCUACCACCUUCGUUUCCUUUCGGUGGUAUGGAAAAUCCGUGUUUAACUUUUAUCACGCCGACAUUAUUAACCGGUGAUCGUAGCAUGGUAUCUGUGGUAGCUCAUGAAAUAUCCCAUAGUUGGACUGGGAACUUGAUAUCGAUCAAAAACUUCGAACAUUUUUGGCUCAACGAAGGAUUCACUACGUUUAUCGAACGUAAAAUCAACGGACGUUUGAAAGGCGAACCCUAUCGACAUUUUUGUGCCAUCGGUGGCCUCAAAGAUCUAAGGCAAUCGAUAAAAACUCUCGGAGAUAAAAAUCCGUACACGAAGCUGGUAGUGGACUUGACCGGUGUCGAUCCAGAUGACGCAUUUUCAACCUGUCCGUACGAGAAAGGCCACACGUUUUUAUUUUACCUAGAAGAACUCGUCGGUGGAGCUGAUAAAUUCGAGUCUUUUUUGAGAUCGUAUUUCACCCAGUUUAAAAAUCAGUCGGUCGAUACGGAUGACUUUAAGAAGCAUUUUUUGAAUUAUUUCGCAGCUGAAGAGAAAGUCAAAACGAUUGAUUGGGAUUCUUGGUUAUUUACGCCGGGAAUGCCGCCGUAUAUUCCCGAAUACGACACUACGAUGCAAGAAGCGGUCGUCAGAUUGGUGAAUAUAUGGUCCAAAACUAAAACCGAUGAUGAAUUACCUCAGAGUGCCGAUGAUUUCAAAGCACUUAUACCAGAACAAGUCGAAGAAUUUUGUGCUUUAUUAUUAGAGCGUGAGCCUUUACCGUUGGACAGGUUGAAGAAACUGGAUCAACUAUACGACUUGAGUUCGAUCAAAAAUACUGAAAUCAAGUUCAGAUGGUUAAGACUCUGCAUCAGAUCAAGGUGGGAAGAAAAAAUAGACGAAGCGUUGGAAUUCGCCACCGAACAAGGCCGUAUGAAAUAUGUCCGUCCAAUAUUCAGGGAUUUAUUUGCUUGGGAGAAAUCGAGGACCAAAGCUAUAAAGAGGCUGAGAGAACACGAGACCAGUAUGAUGCACGUAUUAGUCAGGAAUUUGAACACAGAUUUAGAAAAUACCAUCGUCGUCUCGUAAUUAUGGUGAUUUUUCACAGUCAAUGUAAUUUCAUCACUGUCGUGCACUUUUACAUGUAAAUAUAAUUUUUUUUUCGUU
This is a messenger RNA of Planococcus citri (citrus mealybug), 2093 nucleotides long. RefSeq names its product leukotriene A-4 hydrolase. Bases 165 to 2015 code for a protein of 616 amino acids. Gene Ontology annotation, cellular component: cytosol. The record is from RefSeq and is a predicted model, not a curated record. Gene Ontology annotation, molecular function: epoxide hydrolase activity; zinc ion binding; aminopeptidase activity. Lineage: Eukaryota; Metazoa; Arthropoda; Insecta; Hemiptera; Pseudococcidae. The transcript is spliced from 12 exons. Gene Ontology annotation, biological process: proteolysis; peptide catabolic process.